AUGAGAAAAUAUACAAUUACUUUAUUAUUAGCUUUGCUUGCAUCUAUUUCAUGUUUAAGCAUAGUUCCCAACUGCACUGAAUACAAUGCAGAUGAUUCAUGUAAAACUUGCAGAGGAGGUUUCUACUUAAAGGAUGGUACUUGCCAUGCUUAAUGCUUAGCCAAUGGUGAAUGCUCUAUCCCUAACUGUACUGAAUAUAAUGAUGAUAAUACUUGUAAGACUUGCAGAGGAGGUUUCUACUUAAAGGAUGGUACUUGUCAUGCUUAAUGUUUAACUAAUGGUGAAUGCUCUAUCCCUAACUGUACUGAAUAUAAUGGUGAUAAUACUUGUAAGACUUGCAGAGGAGGUUUCUAUUUAAAGGACGGUACUUGCCAUGCUUAAUGCUUAGCCAAUGGUGAAUGCUCUAUCGCUAACUGUACUGAAUACAAUGCUGAUAAUACUUGUAAGACUUGCAGAGGAGGUUUCUAUUUAAAGGACGGUACUUGCCAUGCUUAAUGCUUAGCCAAUGGUGAAUGCUCUAUCGCUAACUGUACUGAAUACAAUGCUGAUAAUACUUGUAAGACUUGUAGAGGAGGUUUCUACUUAAAGGAUGGUACUUGUCAUGCUUAAUGUUUAACUAAUGGUGAAUGCUCUAUCCCUAACUGUACUGAAUAUAAUGGUGAUAAUACUUGUAAGACUUGCAGAGGAGGUUUCUAUUUAAAGGACGGUACUUGCCAUGCUUAAUGCUUAGCCAAUGGUGAAUGCUCUAUCGCUAACUGUACUGAAUACAAUGCUGAUAAUACUUGUAAGACUUGUAGAGGAGGUUUCUACUUAAAGGAUGGUACUUGUCAUGCUUAAUGUUUAACUAAUGGUGAAUGCUCUAUCCCUAACUGUACUGAAUAUAAUGCUGAUAAUACUUGUAAGACUUGUAGAGGAGGUUUCUACUUAAAGGAUGGUACUUGCCAUGCUUAAUGCUUAGCCAAUGGUGAAUGCUCUAUCCCUAACUGUACUGAAUAUAAUGAUGAUAAUACUUGUAAGACUUGCAGAGGAGGUUUCUACUUAAAGGAUGGUACUUGUCAUGCUUAAUGUUUAACUAAUGGUGAAUGCUCUAUCCCUAACUGUACUGAAUAUAAUGCUGAUAAUACUUGUAAGACUUGCAGAGGAGGUUUCUAUUUAAAGGACGGUACUUGCCAUGCUUAAUGCUUAGCCAAUGGUGAAUGCUCUAUCGCUAACUGUACUGAAUACAAUGCUGAUAAUACUUGUAAGACUUGUAGAGGAGGUUUCUACUUAAAGGAUGGUACUUGCCAUGCUUAAUGUUUAGCUAAUAGUGAAUGUGAUAUUCCUAACUGCAGUGAACACAAUGCUGAUGGCACUUGUAAAAUUUGCAGAGGAGGUUAUUAUUUAAAAAAUGGUACUUGCCAUUAAUAGUGUUUAAGAAAAUCUGAUAAUUGUUUAGUAAAAUAAACAUCAAAAGAGAAUAAAUGCAUAAAAUGCAAUAAAGGAUUUGUUUUAAAUGAAAAUGGGUUAUGUGAAGAAUAAGAUUUUAUAGUUUCUAUUUUGAAGAAAUUAUAAAUUUAAUUUAGUUGA
Tetrahymena thermophila SB210 is the source of this 1566-nucleotide messenger RNA. RefSeq lists its product as hypothetical. NCBI's taxonomy places the organism in Eukaryota, Ciliophora, Oligohymenophorea, Hymenostomatida, Tetrahymenidae. Gene Ontology annotation, molecular function: protein binding. The transcript has a single exon. The record is from RefSeq and is a predicted model, not a curated record.